AUGGAAGAGAAGGCUGGCGAGACCAGCAAACCCAAGCAGGAUGAGCCGAAGGCUACUGCUCCAGCCGCACCCGCAGCCACACAGGCACCCGCAGCCCCGGCCAGCACCACGGCUGCCCCUGCAGAGGAUGUGCCCGAUCCGGACGAGGAUGACCUAGACGAUCUUGACGAUAUGCUGGACGAGUUCUCCACCGUGAAGCUCGCGCCCAAGGAGCCGGAGCCAGCCCCCGCCUCUGGCCCCGGCAGGCCUGCUGCUGCUGCCGCCGUCGCUGCUGCUGCCCCGGCGGCACCUGCGACCGACGGUCCCGCAGACCCUGUGCUGGACCCGGAAGCCGCCCUCUCGGAGGAGGACUUUGCGCAACAGCUGCAAGCCGGCAUGGCUGACCUGCUCGGCGAGAUGGAGAACUCUCCCGAGGUGCAGGCUCAGUUUGAGAGCUUCUUUAGCCAGUUCAGCGCAGCCGGCGGCGAUGGCCUGGGCGGAGGCGGCGCGGCGGCGGGCGCGUCUACGGCAGCGGGCGCGGCUUCGGGUGCUGCCGCCGGCGCGGAGGCUUCGUUCCAGGAGACCAUCCGGAGGACGAUGGAGCGCAUGCAGAACUCGGGCGACCAGGCUACAGCGGCGGCCACGGCCGGCGGGUCCGACGACUUUAUGGCGGAGCUCAUGAAGCAGAUGGGCGGCGGCCUGGAAGGCGGCGAGGGCGGCGAGGAGGACUUCUCCAAGAUGCUGCUCGGCAUGAUGGAGCAGCUCACCAACAAGGAGAUCCUGUACGAGCCGAUGAAGGAGCUCCACGAGAAAUUCCCGGACUGGAUGGAGAAGAACAAGGACAAGACCCCCGAGGAGGACAUGAAGCGCUACGAGGAGCAGCAGCUCUUGGUCAAGGAGAUUGUGGCCAAGUUUGAGGAGCCGACGUACGCCGACUCGAAUGCGGCCGACCGCGAGUACAUUGUGGAUAGGAUGCAAAAGGCUGACACUCGCAAACAGAUGCAAGCUGCGGGAUCGCCACCGUCUGAUCUGGUGGGCGAUAUGCCCAGCGCCCAGGACGCAUUUGGUGGACCAGAUGAGUCUUGUAAUCCACAAUAG
Thyridium curvatum is the source of this 1077-nucleotide messenger RNA. RefSeq lists its product as uncharacterized. Gene Ontology annotation, biological process: protein import into peroxisome membrane. Gene Ontology annotation, cellular component: peroxisomal membrane; peroxisome. The coding region runs from base 1 to 1077 and encodes 358 amino acids. Lineage: Eukaryota; Fungi; Ascomycota; Sordariomycetes; Thyridiales; Thyridiaceae. The transcript is spliced from 4 exons. The record is from RefSeq and is a predicted model, not a curated record.